AUGACUGAUUAAAACGCUAACGCUAACAGUGAAUAUCUUAAUCUUAAAGUUAAAUCUUAGGAAGGAGAAGAAAUUUUCUUUAAAAUUAAAAAAACUACUCAAUUUAAGAAACUUAUGGAUGCUUACUGUCAAAGAGCUUAAGUUAACGCCCAUAAUGUAAGAUUCCUCUUCGAUGGUGAUAGAAUCCUUGAAUCUCACACCCCCGCUGAUCUUAAAAUGGAAAGUGGAGAUGAAAUCGACGUUGUUGUUGAACAAGUUGGUGGCUCUUUCUGA
Molecule: messenger RNA, 273 nt
Organism: Tetrahymena thermophila SB210
Lineage: Eukaryota; Ciliophora; Oligohymenophorea; Hymenostomatida; Tetrahymenidae
Product: small ubiquitin-related modifier
Exons: 4
Biological process (GO): protein sumoylation
Cellular component (GO): nucleus
Molecular function (GO): protein tag activity; ubiquitin-like protein ligase binding
Source: RefSeq, a predicted model, not a curated record